Messenger RNA from Lactuca sativa (garden lettuce), 1653 nucleotides. RefSeq names its product IAA-leucine-resistant (ILR1)-like 3 (gene ILL3). The record is from RefSeq and is a predicted model, not a curated record. Gene Ontology annotation, biological process: auxin metabolic process. Gene Ontology annotation, molecular function: hydrolase activity. Lineage: Eukaryota; Viridiplantae; Streptophyta; Magnoliopsida; Asterales; Asteraceae.
AACUACGCCCACAAAUGAUCAAAAGGGAUACCGAAGAAAAAUGCUCAAAUACUAAUUUAAGGGAACUACAGCAAGUCAAACAUGGCCGAGGAAACUUAAAGAACGGAGACAAUCCGAUUCAGGAAAAAAAAAUGGAAGAAUCAAAAUUCUGAUCUCUAAGUACCGAGCAAGGGAAGGGGUUAGUACCGGUUUCCAUUUUGGGUCGAGUGUUACACGUCUCGAUUGAGACAGUAUCAGAAGACCUAAUUGUAGAAGAUGCUUCAAAUUUUGAUUUUACGUUCCUUUGGAAUCCUCCUACUGCUCUGGGUUUUACUUCCUUCUUCAAUUCACAUCGUAGACGGCGAUGAAGACUACGGAACCCAGCUUUUAAGCGCAGCAAAAGAAGACAAAGAUUGGUUGAUUUCAAUAAGAAGGAAGCUCCACGAGUACCCUGAACUCCUUUUCCAAGAACACAACACCAGCGCCCUUAUUCGCAAUGAGCUCGAUAAACUUGGCGUUUCUUACACAUACCCGAUUUCCAAGACUGGUUUUGUAGCUCAAAUUGGCACCGGGUCUCCUCCUAUUGUAGCUCUUCGAGCUGACAUGGAUGCCCUCCCUUUGCAGGAGCUGGUUGAAUGGGAACAUAAGAGUAAAAACGAUGGUGUAAUGCAUGGAUGUGGGCAUGAUGCUCACACAACCAUGCUCCUUGGUGCUGCUAAGUUACUUAAUCAGAGAAAAGACAAUCUAAAGGGAACUGUUCGAUUGAUUUUCCAACCUGCUGAGGAAGGAGGUGCAGGUGCAUCCCAUAUGAUAAAAGAAGGUGCUUUAGGUGAUUCAGAGGCCAUAUUUGGAAUGCAUGUUGAUUAUACAAUUCCUACAGGAACCAUUGCCACCCUUUCAGGACCUAUGUUAGCUGCUGUAUGCUUCUUUAAAGCUAAGAUAGAAGGUAAAGGUGGUCAUGCUGCUGAACCUCACAACAGUGUGGACCCUAUACUUGCUGCAUCAUCAACGGUUUUAGCCUUGCAACAAUUAAUCUCAAGAGAAUUAGAUCCCCUCCAAAGUCAAGUGCUAUCAGUUACUUAUGUUAGGGGUGGAAAUGCAUCGAAUGUUAUUCCACCAUAUGUUGAAUUAGGGGGAACACUCAGGAGUCUCACUACUAAAGGUUUGCAACACCUUCAGCAACGGGUGAAGGAGGUGAUUGAAAAACAGGCAGCUGUUCAUAGAUGCAAAGGUACAGUUGAUAUGAUGGAGGAUGAAUACCCUCCAUAUCCAGCCACCAUUAAUGACGAGAGCUUGAAGCAGCAUGUGGACAUGGUGGGUUCAAUGGUGCUUGGUUCAAAUGGAGUGAAGGUGGCUAAGAAGGUGAUGGCUGGAGAGGAUUUUGCUUUCUAUCAGGAAGUGAUUCCUGGAGUCAUGUUUGGAAUUGGAAUCCGUAAUGAGGUUGUUGGUUCAGUUCAUUCCCCACACUCUCCUUAUUUCUUUCUUGAUGAAGAUGUCCUUCCCUUUGGUGCAGCUUUACACACUGCUAUUGCAGAGUUAUAUCUCAAUCAACGUCAAACCCCUUUCACUGUGUAAAAAGGUAUAUAAUUUUAAUUAUGACAGUUGCUAAAAGAUUCUCUGUAUUGGGAUAUGAUGUAAAUGUAUAUAGAGUAAUACAUGUCCUUUUGUCUUGAA